Messenger RNA from Leptinotarsa decemlineata (Colorado potato beetle), 816 nucleotides. RefSeq names its product superoxide dismutase 2 (gene Sod2). Gene Ontology annotation, molecular function: superoxide dismutase activity; manganese ion binding. Lineage: Eukaryota; Metazoa; Arthropoda; Insecta; Coleoptera; Chrysomelidae. The record is from RefSeq and is a predicted model, not a curated record. Gene Ontology annotation, biological process: superoxide metabolic process. Gene Ontology annotation, cellular component: mitochondrion.
UUGAAAGUUGGUAGAAGAACAAUAAGGUCAGACGAGGGUACAGAGGUCACUGAAUUGAUUUUUAAAAUUUAAAAUGUUCUCCCUACGGCAAGCAGCGAGUCUUGCAAUCCGAAAUGCAAGAUCCAAACACACUCUCCCCGACCUACCCUAUGACUAUGCUGCUUUGGAGCCGAUAAUUUCUAGAGAUAUCAUGAGUUUGCAUCAUAGUAAACAUCAUCAGACUUAUGUAACCAACCUCAACGCGGCCGAAGAAAAACUGAAACUUGCUGUUGAGAAAGGAGACGUUAGUGCCCAAAUUGCUCUUGCACCUGCAAUCAAAUUCAAUGGAGGAGGGCAUCUCAAUCACUCAAUUUUUUGGCAGAAUCUCAGCCCUGGAUCAUCUCAGCCAAGUCCUGAACUGUGUAAGGCUCUCGACAGCUCCUUUGGAGGAAUCGAAAACAUGAAGAAACAACUUGCAGCUCAAACAAUUGCAAUUCAAGGUUCUGGAUGGGGAUGGUUGGGUUACGAUAAGAGCACAGGAAUGAUUAGAAUCUCUACGUGCAGCAACCAGGAUCCACUAGAGGCCACUACUGGAUUGGUCCCCAUACUGGGAAUAGAUGUCUGGGAGCACGCUUAUUAUUUGCAGUAUAAAAAUGUUAGGGCUGAUUAUGUUAAUGCCAUAUUCGAAAUUGUCAACUGGAAAGACGUUUCGGAGAGAUUCAAGAAAGCUAACAUUUGCUAAGUGACCAGGAAUAAGUACACAGAUGUCGCUUAUCAAUCUAUGUGAUAGAUACUUUUUGUUACUGAUAAAAUAUUAAAUAAACCAAUUUAAAGUAA